AGUCAUUUUUUUCUUCAAUUCACUUUCUCUCUCCUCACUCUCACAUCCUCUCCCAAACAAACCCCACACACCACCACUUCACUAAUCACUACCCAACAAACCCCCUUUUUCCCUCCUCUUCCCCCCACCCAACCCCAACUCCCUUCCUCCCCAACUUUCUCUCUCCUCCAUUUCCAAAACCCUAAAGAAACAAAACCCUCUUCAAAAUUCCUCGAUCUCAUUAAUAAAGGUGGAGGUGGAGGUGGAGGUGGUAGUGGUAGUGGUGGUGGUGGUGGUGGUGGAGGAAGUAGUGCGGCUUGUGCACAAAAAACGAUGUAUAAAAACCAGCUGCAAGAGCUGGCGCAAAGAAGCUGCUUCAACUUGCCUUCCUAUACUUGUAUUCGAGAAGGUCCGGAUCAUGCUCCUAGGUUUAAAGCCAUCGUCAACUUCAAUGGCGAAAGCUUUGAGUCACCACAAUAUUGCUCCACUCUUCGUCAAGCCGAACACGCUGCUGCCGAAGUCGCCCUUAACUCUCUCUCCUCUCGUGGCCCAUCUCAUUCCCUCGCCGCCCGCAUCCUGGAUGAAACUGGGGUUUACAAAAACCUUCUACAAGAGAUUUCACAGAGAGUUGGAGCCCCAUUGCCUCAUUACACAACUUACAGAUCAGGCCUAGGACACCAGCCAGUAUUUACUGGUAAAGUAGAACUUGCCGGGAUCAUAUUCACAGGGGAGCCGGCCAAAAAUAAAAAACAGGCAGAGAAGAAUGCAGCUUUGGCUUCUUGGCAAUCUCUAAAACAAUUGGCACACCAAUCUGGGAGCUCGUCUUCCGAGCAAGAGAAUACUGACGAGCUUGAGCAGGUGACAAUAGCCCGAGCAUUGUUGAGGUACCGAUUGAGGGAGAGGAUGACAACUGCAUCUAGUAAACCUUUGCCAUUUCCACAAACAUUCCCCAUCCAGAAUCCAAGACCAUCGAGCCCUCAACGUCGUCCAGUGACUGCGUCGAAGAUUCUUCCACUUAUCUGCCCAAAGAAGACACUACCUCGAGUACGGCCCCUGUCAUAUGUAGGGUCUGAUAAUUCGGUCUCCUCAUCCCAUUCUCAAAUUCCAGAAUCCCGAGGAAGUCAGUCUCAGCGGUUCCCAGGUCUGGGGGCACCUCCAUACAUUCCUAUGCGGCAUGUGCGAGCACCAUGCCAUGGUAUUGCACCACCAGUUACUAUUAGGAAUGCCAUCCCGUGCUACUCCGCACCACCUGUUCCCCGAUCAUCAGCUCCAGCUCCUCCAGUUAUGAGGACAGCUCCACCUGUGCGGAUUGCGCCACCAGUAUGCAUUAGGCAAAGUGUCCCCGUUUUCUCUGCUCCUCCGCCAUUGCCAAAGGAAGACCUGUCAACUGUUAAACAUCUGGAGUCAAAUAAAGCUUCAGAUGAAGUAGAAGCAGUUGAAUUCUCAACUGGAAAGGAAUCUCAAGAAUCUAAAAAAACUGAGCCAGUUGUGAAACCUCUUCCCCUAGCCAACAUGGGCCCUUCGGUGACCAGGGCUUUCCCCACUCGAACUGCACCAUCUGUGUGUAUUAGACAGGCUAUUCCUGUUUUUGCUGCACCACCAGUUAAAAAGGUUGAGUCAUCAUCACCAAUGGAGCCAAGAGACUCGGGUACAAAGAUGGCUUCUGUAGAAGAAACCCAGGAUUCCGAAGCUGUAGAGAAGUUGGAACUGCUCAAACUCUGAAAAUGAGGAAUGUAGAUCUCUAGGAAUGUCAAAUCAGGGAGUAUGAUUUUGGUGCUGGUUUUUUAUCUUUUAUUGUCGAUGCCAUCUUGUAUGAAUGUCCACCCCCCCUUUUUUUUUCUUUUUCUUCUUAGUUUUCUUGUAUUUGAGUUGGCAUAUUAUCGAUGUUUCACUACAGUUAUAUCCUUUUAAAACCAGUAUAUUAGCAACUUAGUGUCGAUUUGGCUUA
This is a messenger RNA of Beta vulgaris subsp. vulgaris (sugar beet), 1927 nucleotides long. RefSeq names its product double-stranded RNA-binding protein 2. NCBI's taxonomy places the organism in Eukaryota, Viridiplantae, Streptophyta, Magnoliopsida, Caryophyllales, Amaranthaceae. Bases 313 to 1701 code for a protein of 462 amino acids. The transcript has 3 exons. The record is from RefSeq and is a predicted model, not a curated record. Gene Ontology annotation, molecular function: double-stranded RNA binding.